Molecule: messenger RNA, 2004 nt
Organism: Stegostoma tigrinum
Lineage: Eukaryota; Metazoa; Chordata; Chondrichthyes; Orectolobiformes; Stegostomatidae
Product: max dimerization protein 1-like
Exons: 7
Coding region: 60-635 (191 amino acids)
Biological process (GO): negative regulation of transcription by RNA polymerase II
Molecular function (GO): DNA-binding transcription factor activity, RNA polymerase II-specific; RNA polymerase II cis-regulatory region sequence-specific DNA binding; protein dimerization activity
Source: RefSeq, a predicted model, not a curated record
CACUGAGAGAGCGGAUUCUGGGGAAGGACAGCGAUCCGGCCGCCGUGUGCCCGACCGACAUGACCGGGGUCCAGCCCAUCGACUUACUCCUUCAGGCCGCCCAGUACCUAGAGCGCCGGGAGAGGGAAGCAGAGCAUGGAUACGCUUCCAUACCCCCCCGUCGCAGCGAGGGGUCAAACAGCAAACGGAGGAAGCGGGGCAGGAAGAGUGCGGGAAGCAGAUCGACCCACAACGAGAUGGAAAAGAACAGGCGUGCCCACCUCAGACUGUGCUUGGAACGGCUGAAGAACUUGGUGCCAAUCGGAGAUGACAACGCCAGACACACCACGCUGAGCUUACUCAUGAAAGCCAAGCUGCACAUCGAGACCCUAGAGGAGGUGAGCAGGAGGGCCCUUCAUCAAAUUGACCAACUCCAGCGACAGCAGAGACACUUGAAGAGGCAGCUGGAGCUGCUGAGCAGUGUGGAGAGGGCACGGGCACACAGUACCAGCUCCACCGUCUCCUCCGAGCCCUCCGAUUCCGAUCAAGAAGAUGUAGACGUGGACGUAGAGAGCACGGACGUGGACUGGAGCAGCAGCGGCGGCGAUGCCAACGUGAGUGACUCCGACGAACCACGCGGCCCACGCCAGCGAUGAUGGCUACUUCAGCAUAGGCCUCCGGAGGACCAAGAUGCUUUUGCAGAGAAGUCCCUGUGCCCUGACCACCACUCGUACGCCAAGUGAGGGGAGCAGGCCACCAUCUUGGGAUGAAGGCCAGGCCUCCCGUUCUGCGCUCAGCAGAAACGGGGGUGAAAGUGCGGCUCGGUGGGCCACCAGCGAACGUUGGUCCACACCGCGGACGGGAGAAACUCUUGCUGUGUACUACCUGAUGCGAGGUUCUGCUCUCCGGGAUCAUGGAAACCGCUCUGGGGGUGGUGGGGGGGCGGAAAAAGAAAGGCAAGAAGAGAAUUCGCUCGUGGCACCACCACUGAAUGUGACUCACAAUGCCAUCUGCUAGCGGUUUGAACCCCCCCCCCCAUGUUUUUUCUUCCUCCCUCCCCCCCAACUUUAAAACAAAAAGUGAGCGAGAGCGGCCGCACUUCUCUUCCCCACCGACCUCCAAAGGUGACCCUUUGUGAGGCCUACUUAUUACCAUCAGCCCUGGAGCAUUAAUAACUCACUGAAGGGCAAUGCCAAGAUGGCACCGCACCCCCCCAAAAAAAAAAUCCUCUCCAACAUAUCGCUGACCAUGUUUGUACACAUUCCACAGCAAACCGCCCCCCUCACAAUCUUGUUACAUUUGUAGUCUUCAUUUUUUAGACACCUCCCUGUUAUAGGAGGUAGAGGAACCAUACGCUGGCACAGGUACAAACUUCAAAUGGGUCGCAGUUUUUUACUUUUGAAAAGAAACUGCCUGGGGGAGGUUGUGAAUGUAAAUCACAAAGUCGCACCAAAUUUUUCUCCCUCCGUCACAAGCUGAAAUGGGCCCUGUUUAGGGCUGUUAAGGCCCCAGUUUGCACAGCUGGGCCUAGCGGGCAGGCUCUGCGUGAGAUCCCUCUCCCCGAAGCUGCCAGCCAGCAUACCGGGUGGGGUUUUUAUUUCCUUUUUUUGUUUUUGUUUUCUCUUUUCUUUGUUUUUGGUGUAAUUUUCCGUUCCCUCAGCAACUGAGCCGGGCACUUUUGGAAAAGCCGCGCCAUCUUCAGACCACCAAUUGUCGUUCAAUCCUGGCGCGUUUUGUGCCUUGUCCCUUCUGAGGAUUUUCACAUUGGUGGGCUUGCCAACGGAAAAGAGUGCCCAGGGCCGUUUGCCGCAUUCCUUUUGUUAAAAUUGUUUCGGGACGGUGCCCUGGUAUCGAAUCAUCUGAUCUACAGUUCUUCUUACCCUACCAUCAGUGCCAGUGGGGCUGGCAGCGUUCCCUGUAGCUGCCCAGUGCCUGUUUGGCUGUUUAAUAUUAAAUUUAUAAGUUUUUCUGCACUUUCUCCUCUGUCGCCCAGUCCCGUGCCCCACUCGCCACUCGGGUACCUCU